This is a messenger RNA of Anguilla rostrata (American eel), 2857 nucleotides long. RefSeq names its product desmin-like. Lineage: Eukaryota; Metazoa; Chordata; Actinopteri; Anguilliformes; Anguillidae. The coding region runs from base 40 to 1158 and encodes 372 amino acids. Gene Ontology annotation, cellular component: cytoplasm; intermediate filament. Gene Ontology annotation, biological process: intermediate filament organization. The transcript is spliced from 10 exons. The record is from RefSeq and is a predicted model, not a curated record. Gene Ontology annotation, molecular function: structural constituent of cytoskeleton.
CCCCGGUGCCAGAGCCUGCUGCACAGUCACCCCGCCGCCAUGCUGAGAGUAUCGUCAUACCGCCAGCUGUUUGAGGACGAACCGUGGGGCAGCCAACAGUCUGGAGGGCUGUACCUCUCCUCCGCGAGAGGUGGGACCACAGAGUUCCAAUGGCAGGAGCCUGAUUUUAAAGCAGCCCAUGCUCUGAACAGAGAGAGCAUGUCUCGAUUUAAGAAGGAACGUGUCCUGAUUGCUGAACUCAAUGACCGACUGGCCCUGUUGAUUGAAACGGCCCGUUGUCUGGAGGAAGACAAUGAGUCUCUGGAGGCCCAGAUCCUGGAGUUGGAGGAAAGAUUGAGCAGCCAGGACACUGACAGCUCCACUGGGGUGCCUGAAUGUGGCCUGGAGCUGGUGGUGGAGCGACUGCGCAGAGAGAAGGAACAGAUCCUGUGUGACGUCGCAAAGUUGAAGGGAGAGCUGGACCUUCUGCAGGCGGAGCAUGCCGAGGCAGUCAAGCAGAGGUCACUGAUCUACCUGGAGAGGGAGGACGUUGCCCUGGAUGUUGAUGUAGUGACCGCUGAUUGCCUGGCCCUGAAGGACCAAGUGGCCAUCUACGAAGAACAGCUGGCCAUGAUGCGGGUGGAGUAUGAGUCGAGAGUUGAGAAAAUUUCCGAACCUGCUGCUGCUGUUCCCAUGGUAACCUUGGAGUUCUUCAGCCCUGAUGUCACCCCUGCCAUCUUGGACAUCAAGGAAUAUUUCAGCCAGCUGGCUGAAAGCUUGCAGUUUCAGUCUAAGGCAGUGGCCGGCAUCGCUGUGGGCGAGCAGGGCGAGGGGGAGAAGGCCAAACUCUCCGGAACAGGAGUGACAGAUGCGUCCAAGGUUGACGAGCUGAAGAUGCAGAUUGCUGAGCUGCAGAAAGAGCUAGCAGACCUGGAGAGAUACGGAGAGGAACUCGAUGACAAAAUCUUACAGAGGAGAGCUGCUUACCUGGAGGAGGUUGAGGAACUGGAGAGCUGCUUGGCUGAGCUGGAGGCUGCCCAGGCCCAGCUGGAGGCACAGAUGAGGGAUGAGUGCGGAGACUAUCAGGACCUGCUGACUGAGAAGAUGGCCCGGGAUAUGGAGAUCGUCUACUACAGGGGAUUGGUCGAAGUGGAAGAAGAGCGGUUGCACUUUCUGUAGCGGGAGAUGAGGUCAGCUGCAGCAGGAGGAGAACGUAUGUGAGUAACUAACACACUCCCUAGAGCAACCUUGGUAAAAAGCCAAUCACCAUGCAGUGCAACAGCCUGGCCACGCGUGUUAAUGCGUGGGUCGCUUUGACAUAUUCGCACAAAUUCUUCUUCACCGGGCCUUUGAUAAAUGGUCAUGGGCCUUCUGAGCCGUGCUUGACUACAAAAGAGACAGCGUGUGAGGUGGAGUUCAGAGUGGAGACCUGUGUGGGAGGCCCUGGAGAAGAUCACGGCUCUUCCUCAGUGCUUGGAGCUUGCCCCAGUCCAUCCCUCCCUGGCCCGUGGCAGUCACCGAGUCCUGCUUGCGUGCUCAACUGCCUCCUGAGUGAAGAGUGACACUAAUUAGCCCCCCCAGGGGCUGCACCACUUAACCUCUCCUCUGUCUCUUGAGUUUAUGCACGGCUUCCAUGCUGAGAUAAGGCGCCUCAAGCUUAAGGGUCUCGACCCAUUCUUCCUCAUCAGCUUGAUUUACUCUCCAUUGGUCUGCUUCUCAGGCCCACACCUACCUGCUCGUCACAUCUAUCACGUAUGUCUGGAGAUGCUCCGUAUGUGCCAUCCUUUUACAUGGUUUCUGUACAUACCCUGUACAUGCAUUUCUCUUAAUACCUGUGACACAUAAUGUACAUCUUCACAACCAAAGAUGUAGCUUCAUUAUGUAGAGUAUGUGAAAUGUGUGCCUUCAUUUUCAAGUGAUUGUUUUCCCGUUGUGUUGUUUUUUCUUUUGUUUCACAAAGACAUGUAGUUGUGUUUAUCCCACUGCCACCAAAUCAACCAAACAGAAUGUGUAUUACAGUAGCACUCGAUCAAAUAAACCUGCCGUAUGGAGCCUAGCCCAGUAUGAACAGCUCAGUGCACAUGGGGGUAAUUUUGCUUAGCUCCUGUGCCCAUUCACAACAAAUUGUAACCUUCACAAAUGAGUGCAGUACGAGUUUAUAGUGGAAGUAUUUUUGACUGUGUGGCGAAGAUGACAAAGUCCUCAUUAAUUGAGCAGAUAAGAUAAUUCACAAUGAGUCGAAUGUGCUUUGGAACUGUGGCGUCCAAUCAUCCCUAGUGCACUAGAUGAUUUGAUCCACUCAGCUUAAAGCAUUGCCUACUGCGGGCCAGACCACCCCGUCCCUCCACUUUAGACAACCCCCAGGGGCUGAUAAGCAGGCAUGACUCCUGUUGCACCCAAGGGAAAAGUAAGGAUUUUACAUGAGGGUGUGGGGGAGACCAUGACCUCAGGGGUCAGGUCCAGGUCUUUGGCGGGAUUUAGGUUUCAGGAGUCAAGCCAAAACUCUUCCAUCUCAGCCUCACAGGGGAACAAAGACAGCUGGGAAACCGAGAAAACCAAUCAUUUUGUUUGUUUAUUUGUUGGCCAGUUGGCUUCUGGGCAAAUUCUAAGCAGCAGAACAAUUAGCAUUUAUGACCACAUGAAUUACGCUGCAUGGAAGCCAACUGCAUUCAUAAAGGAAUCAAUUUAGUAGACUAAACAUUUUGUGAAACCCAACUAAACAUGCGCAUAAAUAUUCCUGUUGAGGGGGCGUAUAUUUGUGGUGAGCAGUUAAAGCUUUCUCACUGCUGAUUCAAUUGCUGUGCUAAAGAUUGGCAAAAUGAUAGGUGGAAUCAUGAAUAAAGAGCUUAAGCAUGUUAACAGUGCUGUUUGCAAUGGA